AUGGCGGCGAAUUCCCUCGAGGACGAUGCAAAGAAAUACGGGUGGUUUGAAGAGGGAUUGAACGUGGAGAGGAGGGUAGACCGUCAGAAACUCAUUGAAGAAAUGAUUCAAACAACUGACGCGGAGCUUGCUGGUUACUUUCAAGAACGCAAGCCAUUGGCUAAAAGAUCAGGCGCAGUUUACAGCGAGCUUGUAAAGAAAGGAUAUAAACAAGAAUAUCUCGAAUGGGUUAAGGAAUUAAGGGAAGUUCCGACGAUUGAUGAUGAUGCGUUGAUGGAUUGGAUAUAUCUCAACCGGCAUAUCAAAGAUAUUGAUCGCCAAAUCGUGCUUGAAUGUGAAGAGCGCAAGAACUUGAGCGAGGAGGACGGAAGAAUUGUGGGUGAGCUGGUUGAAGUCUCCGAAUCUUCUCCACUUAAUCUUCAAAAGUUGCUUACUCGAAUUGGAAUGGCUGAAGAGGAAUUGCUCUGUUUCAAUAAGCAUAUAGGGGAGCUUGAACAGAAGGUCAAUGGCCAAGGACUGAUUGUGAAAUCAGACAGAGAUAUGCUGGAUUCUCUUAUUGGGGAAAGGGCGCUAUUGGAGGAAAUGUUGUCUCUGUACAAAUCGGAUCUUCAUUAUCUGCAAAAUCCAGCGGCCGAAGAAGAAGAAGAAGAACCCAUGUCGCCUUCUCGUCAGGAGAAGCUUGAUCGUUUUGGUACUGUUGUGUUUGAGCUCCAGGAAAUUCGCAAGGAAAUCUAG
Linum trigynum is the source of this 735-nucleotide messenger RNA. Lineage: Eukaryota; Viridiplantae; Streptophyta; Magnoliopsida; Malpighiales; Linaceae. The record is from the annotation of a GenBank genome assembly.